Messenger RNA from Funneliformis caledonium, 249 nucleotides. Lineage: Eukaryota; Fungi; Glomeromycota; Glomeromycetes; Glomerales; Glomeraceae. The record is from the annotation of a GenBank genome assembly.
AUGAAUUUAGAGGAAAACUUGGAAUAUGAGAAUUUAGAAGAAGAUUUAUCAGAUAAGAACGAAACUUUUUGCAGUGAAUAUGAGAAUUACAGUGAAUAUAAGAGUUUAAGUAAUGUAAAAAAUAAUGAAUCUUUAUUUGAAUUAGAUUUCAAUAUAUUCACAAAUACAAAAUUAUUGGCUCAACAAAAUAUUUUGAAGGAUGACGAUCAGGGAGAUAUAAGUGAUGUAGGAAAAGCAAUUGGAUUUUGA